AUGACUGCGGAAGUGCCAAGUGCGCUGAAAACUGCAUCAGUUCUUAAACUGGAUAGUUUGCUGGAAGUAGACUGCCUUACAACUACCGAUAAGGUAAAAUCAGUGCAGGAUAACGUGCUAGUGUUACAAAGCGAAACUGCAACAAAUGCCAGUUGCGAUGCAGACUUGAAGACCGAAUAUUCCAUAACAAAGAUGAAAUCAUCAUUAUUGGACACUGAUAAUGAUCCAAACAUGGAGAUUGAUUCUAUAUCUGAUUAUAAGUUGAUGAAAAAGUAUCGCUCCAAUAGUAAUUACAAUUCGGAUUCCGAAUUCACCAUAAUGGAAGGGAAACAAAAAAAGAAGUUGGACGGUAUCGCCACUGCUGAGGAAGUAAGCAGUUUAUCUGAUACACUCAUUACUGUUGGUUGCGAGCCUGUAAUAACCGAAUCGGAAACUCAUUUAAACCCAAACUAAGAGGACAAACAAAUCGUG
This is a messenger RNA of Loa loa (African eye worm), 471 nucleotides long. RefSeq lists its product as hypothetical. The record is from RefSeq and is a predicted model, not a curated record. The transcript has 2 exons. Bases 1 to 453 code for a protein of 150 amino acids. Lineage: Eukaryota; Metazoa; Nematoda; Chromadorea; Rhabditida; Onchocercidae.